CCUUUGUUGUGCGCCGGGUGACGUCAGCGCGGGGAGAGAGAGAGAGAGACACAGCACAGCACACACAGACAGACAAAGACGGCGGACCGGGAGAACGCGCUAUUAACCCUCUCUAGCGUUCCAAGCGUGAAAACAACCGGUGAAACAAUGAUCAGACCGCGCGCGUGAGCGGUGCCGAGGCGGGACGCGUGAUUCCAACGCGCGCCGGAGUUUGAUUUUGACCGCGAAUGCUUUUAAAACGAGUCUUUACCUUCAACGCCCCCAAACACUUAGCAGCUCCGCUAGCGGCUAGCCGUCAUCACAUCUCCCUCAUCCGCCAGAAAACAGCAGACACGAGCGGCGCGGGAACACGUGAGGUGAGGAAGCGCGCUCGGUUCGGUGUCUGAUGCGCACGCGGGGACGACUAUGCCUAGCCCGUUGUUUCACCCUGACAUCAUGGAUCACGAGAUGGUUGUGAGCAGCACCGGACCGUCCGGCGGGGUCACCGAGCACGAGCCCCGGGGCGAGGACCGUCAGGAGGCGCUGCGCUUCGCUCUGGAUCAGCUGUCACUCAUAACGAUGGACGAGGUCGACUGUCUGGACGGGACCGCGCCCGGUGAGAACUGUAACGGAGGAGGAGGAUACGUCGACCUGCAGAUCCUCGAUCACACCAACGGCUCCCGGGAAUCACCCGACUCCUGCUCGCCUUCUCCGGAGUACUACGGCUCGGGAGGCGGCGGCGGAUAUCACAUGGCCGGCCCGCACUCCUCCAUCCUCGGGGAACAAAGCUCGGUGCUCCGCAAGAGGAGCGUCAACAUGACCGAGUGCGUCCCGGUGCCCACGUCAGAGCAUGUGGCCGAGAUCGUCGGCAGACAAGGUUGCAAGAUCAAAGCUUUGCGUGCGAAAACAAACACCUACAUCAAAACCCCCGUGAGAGGAGAAGAACCCGUGUUCAUCGUGACGGGCCGCCGCGAGGAUGUGGAAAUGGCCAAACGCGAGAUCAUCUCAGCAGCCGAGCAUUUCUCCAUGAUACGCGCCUCGCGUUGCAAAGCCGGCGCAAACGGCCCCGGAUCGAGCGGCUCGCUUCCCGGACCUCCCAACCUCCCGGGACAGACCACCAUCCAGGUCCGCGUUCCCUACCGUGUCGUGGGUCUAGUGGUGGGACCCAAAGGAGCCACGAUCAAACGCAUCCAGCAGCAGACGCACACCUACAUCGUGACACCGAGCCGCGAGAAAGACCCCGUGUUCGAGGUCACAGGAAUGCCAGAGAACGUCGACCGCGCACGAGAAGAAAUCGAAACGCACAUCACGCUGCGCACCGGCGCCUUCGUCGACCUCCAAACCGAAAAUGACUUUCACAACAACGGGACGGAUGUGAGUUUAGAGGGUCUCGGGUCUCUCGGUUUAAGCGGCGCGCUGUGGUCGCGUGCGACUCAUUCAGCACCUCCGUCGCAGAAGCACCAUUCGACACGCAAGAUGUCUUCCGAAUCGUUCUCGGCGACUCGACGGGUGGCAGACGGCAGCGGGAGCCCCACGAGCCCCUUUAGCACUAGCAGUGCCGGCGGGAGCUUCUCCUUCACAGGCGAUUCGACUCCGAGCUUGCCUGCGACGUCGGAAGAUUUGGGUUUUGAAUUUGGCGCUGCGAAUAUAUGGGCGCCGUUUCUAAAUGGUGCGAAGCAGCAGCCAGCGCCACUGCAGACGGUCCGUCGCAACAGCAGCGGUCUCAGUGGCGGAGCCAUAACCCCACGCCUCUCGCCCGACCCAGAUCACCCGCUCGCCCGCCGGGCCCAAAGCGACCCUCUCAGUGCACUCUCCUGGCUCCAGACGGCCGCCGGCGGCAGCAGCAGCGCUGGAAGCAGCACCGGAUACUCUUCCUGCUCGGCGUCGUCGCUCCCGGGUGGCUCGCCAACUGAUUCAGAAGGCGGCGGAAGCGGAGGUGGAAUCGCAUCCACUAUGUUAGGACGCCUCAAAGCGGGUGGCCUGGCAGGGAUGGUGUCGCGGGACUGUUUUGUGUGCUGCGAGAGCGAGGUGACCGCUGCACUCGUCCCAUGCGGCCACAACCUCUUCUGCAUGGAUUGCGCCGGGCAGAUUUGCCAGUCGCAGGAUCCCGAGUGUCCCGUUUGCCACACUCCUGCCACGCAGUGCAUCCGCAUCUUCUCUUAAACGAAGACUGCCUUGAGUAAUUAUUAGAAAUGACACUAUUCUGAUUUAUUGACAGUAAUAAUAAUAAUAAUAACAAUAACAACAGUGACUGUAUUACACACUCAAGUACUUGUAAGACUGCGUCUUAUCUUCAGCCAUUCAUAUUCGGUGGGUUAUUCUUCCAUCAUGCUUCCGACUUUUUCUACUCAACUUUUACGCUGCACUUUUUUCUAAUGGUUUUUUCGUGUUGCCGAUGCAGUCAUUUUUUUAAAUUAUUUUUUUUGUUUAGUUUUUUAUGCGAAAGCUGCGCUCAUUUAGACCAAAACAUGAGAUACUUCUGUUUUAUUAUCGAACACAUAAUAUUUAUACGAAUCGAUAUGCGACGAUUCUAGUGGAUGUAGGAUCUGAAAUAGCUAGAAUAGUCCAUGUUAUGAAUAUCAUUACCGUGAAUUUUCUCGUUUGCCACACUACCUUAAAACAUUCACGUGUCGGUUCAUUCCUGCACUCCAGAAACAGGGUUGCUAGUAUUUACAGAGGAGCUUUUAUCUGUUACGAUUUUUUAAAUCAAAUCGCAUACUGAAUAAUCUUUCGAAUGUUUAGUCGUGAUUGUGUGCGAGAGCGACUGUGACACAGAAAUGUAUUUAACUGGAGUUUGCAUCUGUCUUCCGGCCCUUUCGUUUACGAUCGCACUUAGCUCCCCAUCCGCUGCCUACGAAUGAAUCUGUAGCCCCGCCCAACGGUUUUUACGCGGCAAGCCAUGCUUUCACACUCUAAAGGGCUUCUGGUUCCACACUACACUUCAGGUCGUCCUAAUAAACAGGAUGCUAGUCCGCGUGGCAGCUAAAUCACCAGGGCUUCCGUACGAUUUAGCACAAGCCGUUUUUUCCUCGAACGUGAGGGACUCUGACGUCUUAACGAGCGAGAAUGUGUUUUGGUUUGUACAGGUUUCUUUCUCUAGACACUCGUUUAGACCUUUCUUUGGCGUGUCGAAAAUUAAACGUGGCAAGAUUCGAGCGCUAACGGUGCCUUGGUGGUGAAACUCACGGCCGGGAACGAAGAUUGUGAUGUAAACUCUCUCCGCUCUUCCAGUUUUAGUGAUUUGUACGGAGAGCCGUGUCGAAUCUGAGCCGCUCGUUUUCUUCUUUUCAUCCCCAGACUUCGUUAAAAGCAGCGUUUAGUUAGUGUAACAGGCUGAAAGGUACAAGAAGCUAGUAGUUUUUUCGGUUGUGUGUAUGUGAAAUGUUUUGGUUGUGGCGAUGAAGGUCAUGUGAGUAGUGAAGAGUCGGAUUGAAGUCGAACGGUUUUCUUUUCUUUUUCUUUCCUCAAACAGGGUUUGCUGAGGACGAUCUCAGGCGGUUUUGCAUUAGAACGACGUCAGACGCUGUUUUCCCAUGAUGCAUUUGUGCCCUAAACUCGCUCUGCUUUUACUUCCGCUUUAAUUCCUUUCUUACGCAGAACCAAAAGCAAUUUCAAUAACCGAAUUUCAGGCCUAAUUGUAAAUAUCCUCAAUACAAUCAUUGCAAUUAGUUUUCAAACGUAUGACGUAAAAGGUUAAUGUAGUUUUUAAAACGCGUAUCGUUAUUUGUAAGUUAAACUCUCUGCAUGUCUUGAAGCCGCGAGGCAUUAGCUAAUAAUUUUCUAAAAAGGAAAACACACAAAAAAAACUUUUUUACACAUUUUAUUUUUACAAUUUCUUUGCUUAUCUUGACAAAUAUCCCAGAUUAUAAUGUGACCCUUUUAUUACAGCAAAUUUAUCUUUAUUUUCCAUAUUUCUGUUUCCUGUGUACAACAUAUAGGCAAUUUAUAACAAAAUGAGAAAAAAUUAUUGAAGAAAAUUUAAAAUUGAAAUAUAUUUUAUUUGAAAGUUUAUGGACCUUUUAACCGUGAGCUGGAACAAUUGUAUACACGUAUAAUUUGAGCUGACUUGACGGUUAUAAGAAAUGUAUCAAGAGUUUUAUUUUUUAUGCUUCUUUAAUAAAAUCUUGUUUUGGUUUUUGUUUUUGUACUGUAAAACAAUAAA
Molecule: messenger RNA, 4141 nt
Organism: Carassius gibelio (silver crucian carp)
Lineage: Eukaryota; Metazoa; Chordata; Actinopteri; Cypriniformes; Cyprinidae
Product: RNA-binding protein MEX3B-like
Exons: 3
Coding region: 406-2142 (578 amino acids)
Molecular function (GO): RNA binding
Source: RefSeq, a predicted model, not a curated record